Rubroshorea leprosula is the source of this 2238-nucleotide messenger RNA. NCBI's taxonomy places the organism in Eukaryota, Viridiplantae, Streptophyta, Magnoliopsida, Malvales, Dipterocarpaceae. The record is from the annotation of a GenBank genome assembly.
AGACAAAUCCAAGCAGUUACGGCGAAAACCAGAUAGCGAAGAAACAUUCCUCUUUUUCCCAUUUCUGGCUCAGCCAAAUUGCCUAACUCUUCUCUUCUCCUCACAGAGGAGAAAGAGAGGAAGAAGAAGGAAAACCACUCUUUCUCCGUAAACAUAAACCGAAAUCCAUCUCUCUUCUUCCCCGUCUGUGUCUAGGGUUACCAGUUCCACCUUUGCCUCUCUUCUUCAACCUUCACGAACCACACAUUGCUUCGAGAUCGGCACAUUCGUUACGAUUCUUAUCUGAAUUCUUCGAUUUUACAACGUUUGUAGUCAGAUACAUACAUUUUUGUACAGAUUGAGUGUACAGAUACCUGGCUAAUUUUUGUUUCAAUGGUCUGCUCAAUCGGAAAUGGUCGAAUGGCGGUCAUGGCUAGGCUUAUUGAAGCUGGGAAAUUAUCCCAGAGAAAAGCAGGGGAAAUUGGCCAGCAUAAAUUAGCUGUGCAGCACAUCUAUAGAGAAUUACGUGAGGCAAAUGAACCAAAUUUGCUUGAUGAAGAAGACAUGCACAUCUUUGGUUUGAAGCCCAUGGUUGAUCCUUUGCAUUUGGUAUGCUGCAAUGCUUGCAAGAAGCCAAUCAAGGCCAGUCAAUAUGCAGCUCAUGCAGAGCUUUGUAGCUCAUUAAGAACCACAGAAGAAAGUGCUUUGGAGAUAGAUGGUGGUCUAGGCCGAAGGAAGCCUCCAAGGAAGGAAAGGAAAAAGCCUGCUGCUUAUACCAACCAACCUACACCAGGUUUGGAGCAAGAGAGAUAUGAACUUAUUAAUAUUGAUGAUAGUACUGCCUCAAAAUCCCAUGAAAAUGGGAAAAUUUCCUAUUCAUUCUCUAUGGAUUCAAAAAGAAAUUCCUCUAUUGUUGGUAAGGAGUCUAUGAUGGAUAACUUAAGAGCUAAUCAUGAGAGUAGAGACCACUCAGCUUCUGUAGUGCUACCUUCAGCUAAACGCUCUAAAUUGAUGGCUGAUGAGUGCAUUCCAGCAUUGGAUGUUCCAGAAAAUGCUUCUGGUUUGACCAGAAUUCAAAACACCCAAGAUAUCUAUGCCUGUAAGGCGAGUUACUUCCUAUUAGGUUUCUACUUAGCAAUGGCUGUUAACAUGAUUGGCUUGCUAGUCUAUUUGGUUGACUGGUUGGAAUCAACUAAGGGUUCCUCUGGAAGAAGAAUUUCAGGCAGUAAAAUACUAAAUGAUAUACAUGAAAACUGUGGACAAGUCCACAAACAUUUUCUGCAGACAAAAAGUGUUCCAGUUCCUCUUGCUACCAAGAUUUAUUACUCUCAAAGAAGCAGUCGUCUUCGCUUGGCAAUUAGUCAUCAGUACCAUGAUGCAUGGACCAACGAACUGUCUAGUGGUGGACAAGCAUCACAGCGAAACAUGAUGCUGUCAAAGACAUCAUCACAGGCCUCUUCACUUGAGCAAGGGAGUGAUCUACUCAUCAAGGAGAAAGGACCUUCUGCACAGAAACCUGAUCAAACUCUUGCACAAAGUUCAGAAGUAUGCUUGAGUGAUCCUGGAAAACCACCAUCCAGUAACUCUUUAAAUCAGCUUCCCCUUGAGAAUGUUCCAAGGUCUCAGGCUGCCUCUGUUGGAUUUACAAAAAGCAGAUAUAUUACAAAUGCUUAUAAUUUCUCAGGCAACUCAGGUAGUCUACUAACGGUUUCUAUUAUUGUUUUAAGUUUGAAUUCUUUUACCUGUGCAAUGUAGUUGCUUACAUUGAAGCUUAAGUGGACUACCUAAAUUCAAAAGUGAUUGAUAACUUGUUUAGUGAUUUGGAUACACAAACUUAGUGGCUCUAACUAUAUUCCAAAUCUUAUAAUAUUGGGCUUGUUAUCGUGUCCAAGUGAUACUGAGUAUAUUUUCUCAAGCUAGUUAGUUUCUAAUUUUCCUUCUGAUUGUCCAGUUUCCUAAUUUAGUUGUUGGUGAAUGCCAUGAAUGCUGGAAAUAAGCUGCAUGUGUUGGUGUUUGUUUUUUGUUUUGUAGGAGAACUGAUGGGGACCAUGCAGCAGCCAAACGGCAGUGUUCCUGUUGUAUAGAAGUCCUGGUAGAGAUUUAAUUUAACUAAACAAAGGUGUAUUUAGCCAUACAUGAGGUUAGGAUCCAUUUUUGAUUUUGAGAAAGCAUAUCGCUCCAAUUGUUCAUUCUACCAUUCUAGCCUACUUUGUUAUCUCACUGUUUAUAUUUUUAUGGAAAUAAAAGAAGUAUCUACUA